AUGCAGUAUUCUUUCCCUCUCUCUUCUCUUUUUCCCCGCUCUCCCUCUCCCUCCUUCCAGGCCUUUUCUCUGGCUGUGGCUUCCCUGGCCCCCCCCUCUCUUCCUCUCUCCUUUCUGUUUCUCUGUUACUGCGCCCUUCCAGUGGCUUGCGGCCCCUCCCCCCCUCUCUCUUUCUGCCUCCCCUGUGGCUGCUGUGGGCAGCCAGCAAUUUUCUUGCCGGACAAGAAAAGGCCCUAUGAUCCUUUUGACCAUGAACGCAUUGAUAAAGUGGAGUUUUGGGUAGUUGAGGAAGAUCCAGAACUGAAGCUUGAUUAUAAGGAGUUAGAAGAGAUGCUCAAUCAAGGAGGAAAUGCAAAAGAAGGAGCAAGUUCCAAGACACCUAGAGGUCCAUCAAACAUGGUUCAGAUCGGCUACAUCGGCUUCGAGGAGGUGUUGAACACCGCACUGACCAAGGUGGGAAAUUGCCUGCAAUUUUCUAGUUCGUGGCCAUGUGGUCAGACCUUGAAGGACUGGGUAAAAGAUAUGUGCGGGAACAAAUGCAGACGAGGCAUAAACAAUGAGGCAUCACCUCUUGGAGGUACCACCAUGUCUGCUUGUAGUUAUUGUAAAGGAAAAGAUCCAUGGGUGUCACUACCAAAGGUCUGUAAUUGAGAAGGGCUGUCUCCAACUCAAACAAACAAAUGUUGGUGGAAGAGUAACAUGUGAUCGCCUUAUGUUCUUGUGGCAGCAGCCACAUCUCUUUGUGGUCAGAAGGCCUUUCAAAAGCUACGGGGGAAAGUGGUUGCAGAAAAACAGGAGCCUUGGCAUCCGUUAUAGCUGUAAACAUAAUGUUUGGUACACUUCUACCUCCACCCACACCUGUCCUCAGGAUGUGAUGUUCUUUGGCAAGCACUGGGACGUCCCUUUGCUUGGGGUACGAUUAAGCUAGAAAAAGACUCGAAUGUGUUACUGGUGAUGUUGUGAGAAAGGUAAAUAUCACUAUUUUACUUGGAAAAGUAAAAGAAAAAAUAGAUUUUUAUAGAUUUCAUGUAAAAAGAACUUUGAUUGGUACCAUUUUAGUUCUUUCAAUCUUCGCAUGAUGGUCUAUAAAUAAUUACUGUGGGCUAGCUCCA
Messenger RNA from Elaeis guineensis (African oil palm), 1112 nucleotides. NCBI's taxonomy places the organism in Eukaryota, Viridiplantae, Streptophyta, Magnoliopsida, Arecales, Arecaceae. The record is from RefSeq and is a predicted model, not a curated record.